AUGAAACGAAAACGAAAAGAUAGAUCAGGAGACAUCGAUGACAAUGAAGAUGAAUUAUGGAAUAGCCUUUAUGACAUCGAAGAAAGUGAUAUAAUUGAAUACGAACAUAUUCCAUUUGAAAGAGAAGAUUACUCGGUUCCAGAACAGCCAGCUCCAAAAAAAUCUAAAUCUAAAAACUGGGCUAUAUUUCCAAAUUAUCCUCAUUUAGGUCCAGGUAAUCCUAUAUUCGAUGCUGCUGCAAACGAAAUGGACAAUAUUGCAAGAACUCAUGACAUUGCAUACCAAGAAGCAAAAUCACCAUUAGAUAUAUAUAAAGCUGAUGAAAGAUUUUUAAGAUCCAUGGAAGGUUACCAAAGUAAAGGUGACGAAACUGUAGAAAUAGCUGUUAAAAAUAAAGCUUCACAAGCUUUAGACCAAGAAAGUAGUGGGAAUCAGAUUCUUCACGCAUCGUCCGACCUAUUCAAUACGGAAAUCAAUAACGCUGUUACCACGUGUACGAGAUCUUAUGAUGGCUCAGGAUUUAAUAAGAAUGAGCAAUUAAUUUUACCUGUUAACGAUAUUGAAUAUCUUAUUCCUGUUCCUUUAACUCAAAAGAAAGUAGCAGAUGAUACUUUAGCUGGUGCUGCCACCAACACUCCCGCAAAACCAACUAAUGUUUCAGAAAAUAAUAUGAUGCAACCUUUGUCUUUAUACGAUAUUAAAAAAACCUAUUAUCCUGAUCUUUUGCAAGAUAAUAAAAAUGUAAAAUUAUUAUAUCCUGGUGAAAAUGUGUUAAAACAUACUAUAGAAUGUAAAUCAGAAUUUAAUAUUGUAGACUGUAACACUUUAAAUUUCGGUGAGCCUAUUUAUAAUUACGACGUGCGAAUGGGAAUACCAAAUACAAGAACAAUUCCAACUGAUUAUGAGUCUUUUUUAAAUACCCGAGUAUUCCAUGCUUUACGAGGUCCUCAACACUAUUCAGCUAUUGACAGUGAUAACACUUUUCCUACUGAAAGAGCAAGUCAUGAAUAA
Messenger RNA from Brassicogethes aeneus, 1011 nucleotides. NCBI's taxonomy places the organism in Eukaryota, Metazoa, Arthropoda, Insecta, Coleoptera, Nitidulidae. The record is from the annotation of a GenBank genome assembly.